Messenger RNA from Haliotis rubra (blacklip abalone), 5826 nucleotides. RefSeq names its product E3 ubiquitin-protein ligase RNF213-like. The record is from RefSeq and is a predicted model, not a curated record. Lineage: Eukaryota; Metazoa; Mollusca; Gastropoda; Lepetellida; Haliotidae. The transcript is spliced from 31 exons. Gene Ontology annotation, molecular function: ubiquitin-protein transferase activity; ATP binding; ATP hydrolysis activity. The coding region runs from base 1957 to 5328 and encodes 1123 amino acids.
UGUCUUCUUUCAGUUGCGACAACAAGAAUGCCUAGAUCUGCACAUGUACCACUAUGAUGAUGUUUCCUUGUCAACUCUGCUUCAAGACAGGAUGACAACUGCAGCAUUCAGCUCUUUUGAAAAACUUGCCAUGAUGGAUGAUGGGUUUACCCAGAGAAGCAAUAUGAAUGCCAAGUUUGGAAACUUGAUGUCAAAACUCAUGGCAAGACACUGGCCACAGAAUACUGAAAGUGGAGGCAAAGAAAUGAUUGAGUUUGUCCUCUCAUGGAGACCUCUCAUACAGUAUUUUGAGAGAUUUUAUGGAGUAGACAAUUCAAGUAAAUUCUUGACUGAAGAAUGUAUAGAACAUCUGAUGCAGGCUGCAUCCCUGCUGGAGAGUGUAAAAACUGAUAUCUGUGAUGGCAGUAUUCCAAUCCCACAACUGAGGCUGAUUCUCACAGAUUCCGAACACUUUCUGUGCCUUUGGACAGCUGUAGAAACAAACUUUUCCAGCAAAGAAGAAGAUAAGUCAGCUGCAACGGAGCGCCUCAAGUUUAUCCUUGAGGCCAGAGAAAAAGAGCUAAAGUCUUGUGAACAACUCAAUCAAAAAGUGAAAACACUUUUGGUCAUGUGUGUUCAUAUACAGAAUGUGAACUCUAAUGCAUUGUUUGAAAGAACUUCUCAAGUGGACAAGAUGAUUGAGGAAGGAAGAAUAAGAGAAAUAUGCCAUCCUCUACAUUUGGAUAAGUCUCCUGGCAGCUUAGGAAAUUACCAGCCAAAACUUUGCAUUUUUGACAUUCAAGAUGAAGUUAUAGAAAUUGUUCCUGAGCUUGAAAAAUUAAAGCAAAGUGUGGUAUUUCAAAAGCUCUGGGAAAAGAAAGCAGGAGCCAUUCCAAGUGAGACAGAAUUGAACACUGCAAUACUUACAGUUUGGGAGUCCUGUCAAAACAGCCUGGUUGUCCCUUUGUGCUCAAAUAAUUGAUGGCUCUGCAACAUUCCAAUAUGUCCAAAAACAUGUCAGCAUGUUUCAGAGAGACAAUGUAAAGAUCAAAAGAGAGUUCAGAUUAAUGUGUGCAGAGGGAGAAUCUACAUCUUGGAUUGAUCAAAGAGUGCUGCAACUUAAAUGUUAUGAAGUGUUGCAGGGUUGCCAGAAGGCUGCAGAUAUCAUACUGGACAUUAAAAAUGUCUAUGACAUUUCUGGAGACUUUACUCCUGUGGAAGCAGUCAAAUUACUGGGAAGCAGUCGUGAGCAGCCCAUGAGCACCAUGGAUGCAUCUGUCCUGGAAACCUGUGAUGUACUGGAGGGACUGAAUAAUGAAUUGAAGCAGGCAUGUAUCAAGGCAUUCAAAGAUAGUAAACAGCUGAUAGACUGGCUCAGAGAUUCCAUGAAAGAUGGCCUAAAGGAACUAAAGGUGUUUGUGGACCUGGCGUUCAUCUCAGCUGGAGAGGAACCAAUGGAGAUUCAUAAAGUCAACUGUUUUCACUCUGCUACUACUGGAUAUGCUCCGCUGAUUUUCAACACACCACAGAAUACAGACUAUGGCACUUUCCUCAAGAACUGUGAACUUGUCUGGCAGGAGCUCAAUUCAGAUCAGAAACUUCCUGAAAAACUGAUUGACACAUCUCGUCAUCUACGCUGGCUGAAAGAAGUAAAACAGUCACACGGCUCUGUGGAAGUAACAGCGCUCACACAGGCUUCAAUGAUUAACUCAAGAGGAUUAUACAGGAUUGGAAACCUAAACAACCUUGAAACAGUUUCUGACAUGAUUCUGAACAAUGUGAUAAGCCUACAUGUGUCACAAGAGUCAGAAGACAACCCUUCCCGAAAAUACAGCUACGGCCAGUUGGUGGAUCUUCAGAGCAGGCUCAUGCUGGUAGCUGGGCAGGCAGAAAAGGGCAAUGAAAAUGUGGACCACUUUAUUAUGGUCCUUGAUGGAAUCGUGCGUCUAGCCAAAUCCUAUAUCAAACUUUGUACUGAUGGAUGUGUCUUGUUCAACUGUUGGAAGGGAAAAUUCCUUUGUGCAGACGACAGGAAAGCAUGCACAUUUUUUGGAAUUUGGUCAUGGGGACAAUCUUGAAACCUUGAAGGGACAUCGAGGGAACGAAGGUGUUGAGGUCUUCAUCCAUGCUCUUGCAAAUGAGUUUGAGGACUUCCAUGAUGAAUGGAUGAACUAUGUGAGUGACAAAAGAGAUGAAUACUUGGAGCUGAACUUCUACACCAUUGAGCAGCUGGUGUUCCUUCAGAGAGAACUCAUUAAACUGGGCACAGAUGAGGAACCUUCUAUUCGUGUGUACUCAAUGUUGUCUCUGAUCAAGCCUGAUUGUACACAAGCAGAUCUCACCAAUGCAAUGCAGGAGGCUCGAGAUUUAGUAUUUGCCAAGGAGGAAGAAACAGAAACAGUAAUGGAACUUGAUGAGCCUCUUGAAGAAUCUGAUCCCAAACAAGCCUUCAUUAAUGCCAUGCUGGAAACGAACUUCUCGGAGAAAUUGGCAAGACUUGCUUUAGAGGCCAAUGGACCUGAUGAUAUUGACAGUGGUAUUGUGUGGUGUAUGGAGCACCAGGAAGAAGAUAUUCUUGAGGAGGAGACAGCUAUGACUGAAUCAUCAGUGGAUCAGCCAAGACAGAUCUUUGGUGGCUGGCACUCUGGUGGAGAGUCUGUUUCCUCCAGUGCUGUGUCUUGGGUCAGGAGUAUUUCUUCAAGCAAUAAGAAUAUAACAACUGUUGCAACUUUGACCUCCAACUUGAGAUCAGUGUGGACCAAGUUCCUGGAAGCUAUAUCAUCAAGUGUAGCAGAUUAUCUCAGUCUGGAACAUCUUGGCAUCAUCCUCAGGCAGCUGGCUGAAACAGAUCAUCGAACCUUUGAGCGGACUAUCCCACCACCACUAAAACCAGGAAUUUCUAACUUGAUUGUCUGCCCUCAAGCUGACAUGCUGAAUGCUGUUGUAUACAUGUACAAACACUCAGAGGAUCAGCCACUGCCUAAUCCUGAUGAGGUCCUUCUGUGCUCUCCACAAACUACAUUUGACCAGGUUGACAUCUUCCUUCGACGAGCUUUCUUUAGCAACCCUGGCAAGUUGUAUGCAAUGGCCAAUGCUGAUUUGCUGCAGUAUGAGAUUGAGGAGAGGGCUGAGAAAAAGCUUAAAGAGUAUGCAAACAGAAUAGAAGGUCCUAACUAUCAGCUUGUGAUUUUGUGCUCAACUGAAAAUGAGUUCAAAGCAAGAAUUGUGGCAGCUCUUGAAAGACAGAGGUGCCCACCACCUCCAUUGCAACACUUAGAAGAUAUCAGGCAAUACCUGCUGUUGAAGUUUUCACAGAAGUAUCAGAAACAAGGAAUGACAUCAGCCUCUGGAUUAGAUUUUGAUAGUUCCACAGUGCGAGUGAUCAAGUCCAAAAGAGCUGGUGUUGGGAAGACCUUAUACAAGAAGCGUCAAGUUGAGGCACUGCAACGUCUGAACCCCAGAGUCCCUGCUACAUCAGUGUCCAUACAUCUGUAUGAGAAAAGUGUGUCCACAACUACUGUGGCAGAGAAACUGCUGGAUCAUACGCUGCAGCCUGGACAAGUCCAGCCUAGAAUAUUCCACUUGGACAUUUCAUAUGAGGUUCAGGAAGGCGUUGACUAUCUCCUCUUCAACCUGUUGGUUCUGGGCUGCAUCAGCAACAACAUGGGGCAUGUCUGGCUGAAGUCUCCCCUGGACCUGUAUCUCGUGGAGACCAUUCCCAUCACAGAUGUCAGGCAGGACAGGAGAGCCAGUCAGCGUUUGAUUCAUUCCAUUCUGGAGGUCCUGCCUGAUGUUUUCUGCUGGUCUCCUCAAGACAGUCAGCAAAUCCUUACCACAGACCAAAAGCCUGAAGAUUACUCUGAUAAUGACAGGCUCUUUGAUGACAUAGAGUAUCAAAGCCAAGUUUACCAGCGCCCAUUCCAGUAUCUCAAGAGAUUGAACAUCAAAGGCAAUCUUGCUGAAAUCAACCCAGCUGCACCAGAAGGAUCACAUCAAGAAUGUCUCAGUGUACUUCUGCAACACUGUGGAGUACGAGAUCCAUCCUGGUCUGAGCUCCACAACUUUGUAUGGUUCCUGAAUACUCAGCUGGUUGACUUUGAGAACUCCAUCUUCUGUUCAGACCUCAUUUUGGAGGAUCUGCCUGGCUUUCCAGUGUUGGUGCUGCACUUCCUUAUCCAGAUGUCGAGAGACUUUGCUACCAGGUCACUUGUGAUGAGUGAGGAGUCUCCUCUGGACCAGCUGGUUGUACAAGAGAGACAAGCAGAAGAUCUUGCACAGUUUCAGAUGAAGCGGACGUGGGAAAGCAGCCCUCAUCCCUACAUUUUCUUCAACCCUGAUGGCCACACCAUGACCUUCCUUGGCUUCAACAUCGACCGCCAGACAGGGAACAUGGUGGAUCAGCAGACAGGGAGCGUGCUGGAGAGAAAUCUAGUGCCAAAACCACUACAGGAAGCACUGAUCAGAAACAGGGUCAACAUCAAUGAGAACUUUGAUCAGAUGCAAAGGCUUGAGAGAUUAGCUAAGCUGUGCAGUGUGAUGCCAGGGGUAGAUUUUGUACAUGACCCUGAUGACACAUAUGAACUGACAACAGACAAUGUCAAGAAGAUUCUGGCCAUUUACAUGAGAUUUAGAUGUGGAAUCCCAGUGAUAAUCAUGGGAGAGACAGGAUGUGGGAAGACCAGAUUGGUUAAAUUCAUGUGUGCCUUACAGUGCCUGCCAGGCACUGACAUGGAAAACAUGGUCAUUAUGAAGGUUCAUGGAGGCACAACCCCUGAAGAUAUCAUCAGGAAGGUCAAGCAUGCAGAACAACUCGCCAUUGCUAACAAGGCUAAUAACCCACACAUGUACACUGUCCUGUUCUUUGAUGAAGCAAACACAACUGAGGCCAUUGGACUCAUCAAGGAAAUAAUGUGUGAUGGCUGUAUGAAUGGACAACCCUUGAAACUGUCAGAAAACCUAAAGAUUGUAGCUGCCUGCAAUCCUUACAGAAAGCAUUCUGAGGAGUUGAUUCAGAGACUUGAAAAAGCAGGACUUGGCUAUCAUGUUGAUGCUGAUCAGACAACAGAUAAGCUAGGCCAUGUCCCUAUGAGGAGACUUGUCUACCGGGUGCAGCCCUUGCCACAGAGCAUGCUUCCUCUUGUUUGGGACUUUGGCCAACUCAACGUUCAAGUGGAAGAACUCUACAUCAGACAGAUGGUCAACAGAUAUGUACGAAAUGGUAAGAUACCAUCACAUCAGAACAUGGUGAACGUGAUCAGUAAGAUCCUAAUAGCCUCACAACAGUUCAUGAGGAAACAGGAGGACGAGUGCAGCUUUGUAAGCCUCCGUGAUGUUGAUCGUAUUCCCUGAGUGUCAUGUCCUGGUUCUACCAGCAGUCCCAAGAAAAUGGAACUUUAUUUGAGAUGAUAGAUGACGAUCUUUGUCCUGAACAGGACCCUGAAGAGGAGGAAGAGGAGACAGUUCCAACAGUCAUUGUGCCCACUGAUGUCACCAAAGCCCUUAUCCUGGCACUAAGUGUGUGUUACCGAGCAUCACUGAGAAGUCGAGACGAGUAUGAUGAUCAUGUAUUCAGAUAUUUUCUAGAUCCUUGUGGCAUACCUGGUGGAACUCAGCAGAUGGUUCAAGUUAUAAACAGCUGUCAGAGAAGUGUUUGUGGAUGAAGUCCAAGCUUGGAGACAACAUAGCAAAGAACCAGGCCCUCAAAGAGAACCUAUUCAUGAUGGUUGUCUGUAUUGAACUGAGGAUCCCCUGUUCCUGGUGGGAAAACCAGGCAGUUCCAAGUCCCUGGCCAAAACCAUUGUUGCAGAUGCCAUGCAGGGCAACUCAGCCAGAUCAGAGCUAUUCAAA